Molecule: messenger RNA, 1177 nt
Organism: Lingula anatina
Lineage: Eukaryota; Metazoa; Brachiopoda; Lingulata; Lingulida; Lingulidae
Product: glutathione S-transferase omega-1
Biological process (GO): glutathione metabolic process
Cellular component (GO): cytoplasm
Molecular function (GO): glutathione dehydrogenase (ascorbate) activity; glutathione transferase activity
Source: RefSeq, a predicted model, not a curated record
UUACCUACAGCAGCGGUCGCGUGUUCUCGUAGCUCAAAACAAAACACGCACAGUUCCGGCAAAUAAGCUCGUGCUCGCAGGAUAAAAUUGCAGACCCUGAGAAUUUGAAAAUGCCAGUUUUGAAUGAAACCAGGCAUCUUGUUAAAGCAUCAGACUUCCCUCCACCAACACCAGGGAGAUUGAGGCUGUACAGCAUGCGAUUCUGCCCAUUUGCUGAGAGAACAAUAUUGGUGCUGGCCCAUAAAAAUAUACCCUAUGAAGUAGUCAACAUCAAUCUGAGAGAUAAACCUGACUGGUUCCUGAAAAGAAAUCCUCUUGGCCUCGUCCCUGUACUGGAGCAGGAUGACAAGAUCGUGUAUGAGUCGCAAAUCUGUAACGACUACCUAGAGGACAUCUUUCCACAAAACCCUUUACGAUCAAAAGAUCCUUACGUACGAGCCAGGCAGAACAUUGUGACUGCUGGACUUGGUAAGUUCAUAGGCCAUUCUUACAAGCUAGCCAGAGAGCCAACACCAGAGGCGAAAGAAGAAAUGAAUACAUACCUGGAUACAUAUGAAAAUCUACUGGAGAAGCCAUUCUUCUCAGGAGAUGAAGUAGGUCUGCUUGACUUCCACAUGUGGCCCUGGGUGGAAAGGAUGCUCGCCUACAAGGAAUUCACUGGCUACGAAAUCAGCCAGGAAAGAUUCCCAAAGCUCAAUGCAUGGAUAGCGAGAAUGUGGGAGGUGCCAGCUGUAAAAGCCACAGCAAUUCCAGGGUGGGCCCUCCUUGAGUUUGCAAAAUCUUACAAGGAAGGAACACCACGCUAUGAUGAGAUAGAAAUUUGAGAAGACAGUACGUACGUGUUUUUAUUUUUAUUAUAAAGAAAUUCAGAAGUGAAAUGGUAGCAUUUGGGGACAGUUUAAUCAGAAUAGGUACAGUUUAAUCAGAAACCACAUACAGGAGCUUACAGUAUUUAAAGGAUUUGGAAGGUUUCUCGUAGAUAUAGGUACAAUUAAAUAAGUCAAAAUUGAAACAAUUUAAUUAAGGCACCAGUAUCACUGUUAAAUUAAUUUAUUAAUUUAAGUAAGUAUCUGAAACUUUAAACAUUCCAGAUAUAUUUGAAUGUUAGUGUAUUUUUUAUCUUAUGUUUUUUUCCUUAAAAAAAUAACAUAAAUUGGUCUUAAACACAUACAGUUUG